ACAAUGGCAAAGAAAGUGGCAGUGAUUGGAGCAGGGGUCAGUGGCCUGAUCUCUCUGAAGUGCUGUGUGGAUGAGGGGCUUGAGCCCACCUGCUUUGAAAGGACUGAAGAUAUCGGAGGGCUGUGGAGGUUCAAAGAAAAUGUGGAAGACGGUAGAGCAAGUAUCUACCAAUCUGUCAUCACCAACACCAGCAAAGAAAUGUCCUGCUUCAGUGAUUUCCCAAUGCCUGAAGAUUUCCCAAACUUCCUGCACAAUUCUAAACUCCUGGAAUACUUCAGGAUUUUCGCCAAAAAGUUUGAUCUUCUAAAGUAUAUUCAGUUUCAGACAACAGUCCUUAGUGUGAAAAGACGCCCAGAUUUCUCAUCCUCUGGCCAGUGGGAGGUUUGUACUCAGAACAACGGCAAGGAGCAGUGCGCUGUCUUUGACGCGGUGAUGGUUUGCAGUGGCCAUCACAUCCAGCCCCAUAUCCCAUUGACAUCAUUUCCAGGUAUUGAGAGAUUCAAAGGCCAGUAUUUCCAUAGCCGCCAAUAUAAGCACCCAGUUGGAUUUGAGGGAAAACGCAUCCUGGUGAUUGGAAUAGGAAACUCAGCCUCAGAUAUUGCCUCUGAACUGAGUAAGAAAGCUGCUCAGGUAUUUGUCAGCACCAGACAAGGGUCUUGGGUCAUGAGCCGCAUUUCCAAAGAUGGCUAUCCUUGGGACAUGGUGUUCCACACUAGGUUUAGCUCCAUGCUCCGAAAUGUCCUGCCACGCAUGGUUGUCAAAUGGAUGAUGGAACAACAGAUAAGCCAAUGGUUCAACCAUGAGAAUUACGGUCUUGAGCCUCAAAACAAAUACCUUAUGAAGGAACCUGUACUAAAUGAUGAUCUUCCAAGCCGGAUACUUUAUGGAGCCAUCAAGGUGAAAACAAGAGUGAAAGAGCUCACAGAGACUGCUGUCAUUUUUGAGGACGGAACAGUGGAGGAGAACAUUGAUGUCAUUAUCUUUGCCACGGGAUAUACUUUCUCUUUUCCUUUCCUUGAAGAUUCACUUGUUAAAGUGGAAAAUAACAUGGUCUUGCUUUAUAAAUUCAUGUUCCCGCCUCAACUGGAAAAGCCAACCCUUGUGUGUAUUGGUCUCAUCCAGCCUCUAGGUUCCAUUUUCCCAACUGUUGAACUUCAGGCACGCUGGGUGACAAGGGUUUUCAAAGGCUUAUGUGGCUUGCCCUCAGAGAAGACUAUGAUGGAGGACAUUAUCAAAAGGAAUAAAAAAAGAAUUGACCUGUUUAGAGAAAGCCAGAGCCAGAUAUUGCAGACCAAUUACAUCGACUACCUGGAUGAGCUUGCCUUAGAAAUAGGUGUGAAGCCAGACUUCGUUUCUCUCUUUUUGAAAGAUCCUAAACUGGUUCUGAAACUCUACUUUGGACCCUGCAACUCCUAUCAGUACCGCCUAGUUGGACCUGGGCAAUGGGAAGGAGCCAGGAAUGCCAUCCUCACCCAGAAGCAAAGGAUCCUGAAGCCCUUAAAGACUCGGGCUCUGAAGAAAUCAUCCAGUGUCUCAGCUUCUCUCCUGCUUAAAGCCCUGGGCCUUCUUGCUGUUGUUGUAGCCUUCUUUUUCCAUCUUCAGUGGCUCUAA
This is a messenger RNA of Jaculus jaculus (lesser Egyptian jerboa), 1611 nucleotides long. It is a transcript of the gene Fmo2, whose product is annotated as flavin containing dimethylaniline monoxygenase 2. The transcript is spliced from 8 exons. Gene Ontology annotation, molecular function: NADP binding; flavin adenine dinucleotide binding; N,N-dimethylaniline monooxygenase activity. The record is from RefSeq and is a predicted model, not a curated record. Lineage: Eukaryota; Metazoa; Chordata; Mammalia; Rodentia; Dipodidae. Bases 4 to 1611 code for a protein of 535 amino acids.